Molecule: messenger RNA, 2756 nt
Organism: Brachypodium distachyon (stiff brome)
Lineage: Eukaryota; Viridiplantae; Streptophyta; Magnoliopsida; Poales; Poaceae
Product: ABC transporter B family member 25, mitochondrial
Exons: 20
Coding region: 131-2335 (734 amino acids)
Biological process (GO): intracellular iron ion homeostasis; transmembrane transport
Cellular component (GO): mitochondrial inner membrane
Molecular function (GO): ATP hydrolysis activity; ABC-type transporter activity; ATP binding
Source: RefSeq, a predicted model, not a curated record
AGGGGAAAACGACCCUGCUCUCCGCGGGGGUCACUGGUCUUUGGGUCCUGGGAGUCCAACUCCGCCUCCACGCUUGACCGGCCCUCCCGUCCUCCGUCCGUAAUCGUCGCCGUCGCCGGGGAGCUGCGCCAUGCGGCCUUCCACCCACAUACUCGCCGCGAGGCACCUCCUCCGCGGCUCCCGCUUCCAACCCUCCACGGCGUCCGCCGCCGCCUCGGUGUUCUGGCGGCAAGACGGAGCCAAUGGGCCGCCGAAGCCUCUCAGUAAUCCUCUCCUCGGAGACUUGGGGCCAGACUGUAAGGUUUUUCCUGGGAGAAGCGUCCCCUUUGGCCGCUCCAACUGCUUGCUGCCGGACUCCACCUACCCGCCACACUGCCCGCGGCCUCCCCGCGACUUGAGAGGGCAUGCAUUUUCCACAUCUGCAAAUGCUGUCACAGUUGGAAAACCGGCUGAUGAUAACAUGCGUAAAGAUGCCCCGAAAAAGGACAUCGACGAUCAGAUGGCAGAUACACAGAUCCUUCGAAGCCUUUGGAAGUACUUAAUGUUGAAUGACAGCCCUGAUUUCCGCUUCAGGCUUGUGUUGUCGUUGGGCCUCUUAGUUGGUGCAAAGGUUAUAAAUGUUCAAGUGCCUUUCUUGUUUAAGCUUGCUAUCGAUUGGCUUGCAGCCUUUGGUGGUGCUGAAGCCUCACUGGCAUCGUUUACAGAUGCUAAUGCAACCCUAUUGGCUCUCUUUGCAAGCCCAGCAGCUGUUCUGAUUGGAUAUGGUAUUGCACGGUCAGGGGUAUCAGCCUGUACAGAACUGCGCAAUGCUUUGUUUUCUAAAGUGACCUUGAGAGCCAUCCGCUCAGUCUCCAGAACGGUAUUUUUUCACCUGCAUGAGCUUGAUCUUCGUUAUCAUCUAAGCCGGGAAACUGGAGCUCUAAAUCGCAUAAUUGACCGAGGCAGCCGUGCAAUAAAUUACAUUCUUACAGUGAUGGUGUUCAAUGUUGUUCCCACGAUACUAGAGAUUGGUAUGGUGUCAAGUAUACUUGCCUACCAGUUUGGUUCCUCUUUUGCUUGGAUUACUUCAGUUUCAGUUGCUACUUAUAUUGCUUUCACUUUGGCUAUCACACAGUGGCGGACUAAGUUCAGGCAAGCCAUGAAUAAAGCUGAUAAUGCUUCUAGUACAGUGGCUGUUGACUCCCUUCUGAAUUAUGAGACUGUCAAAUACUUCAAUAAUGAGCAAUUUGAAGUUCAGAAGUAUGACAAAUAUUUAAAGAACUAUGAGGAUGCUGCACUGAAAACCCAAAGUAGCCUUGCCUACCUGAACUUUGGGCAAAGUGUUAUAUUUAGCUCAGCGUUAUCCACAGCAAUGGUUUUAAGCUCGUAUGGUGUAAUGAGUGGUGCUCUGUCUGUUGGUGAUUUGGUCAUGGUUAAUGGACUUCUAUUCCAGCUCUCACUGCCUCUGAACUUCCUUGGGAGUGUCUAUCGAGAAUCCAGACAAAGCCUUAUUGACAUGAAGUCAAUGUUUCAAUUGCUUGAGGAAAAACCUGGAAUAAAGGAUAAGCCUCAGGCACAACCUUUGCAGUUCAAGGGAGGAUGCAUUGAAUUUGAGAACGUGCAUUUUGGGUAUGUACCAGAAAGGAAGAUUCUCGAUGGGGCUUCGUUCACUGUACCGGCAGGAAAAAGUGUGGCGAUUGUUGGAACUAGUGGCAGCGGAAAGUCAACCAUACUUAGACUUCUCUUCAGAUUUUUUGAUUCGACUUCAGGAUCUAUACGAAUAGAUGGGCAAGAUAUCCGGGGAGUCACACUGGAGAGUCUACGGAAGUCUCUUGGUGUUGUACCGCAGGAUACGGUACUUUUCAAUGACACCAUUAAGCAUAAUAUACAAUAUGGGCGGUUAUCCGCAAAAGAUGAGGAGGUUUAUGAUGCUGCUCGGCGUGCUUCUAUCCAUGACACAAUCAUGAACUUUCCAGACAAGUAUGACACAGUUGUAGGAGAACGCGGAUUGAAGUUAAGUGGUGGUGAGAAACAACGAGUGUCAAUUGCUCGUGUAUUUUUGAAGGAGCCUUCCAUUCUAUUAUGUGAUGAAGCUACAAGCGCACUAGAUAGCACUACUGAAGCAUCGAUUUUGAAUUCUUUGAUGUCUUUAUCUGUCGAUCGUACCUCAAUUUUUAUUGCUCAUCGACUCACAACUGCAAUGCUAUGCGAUGAGAUCAUCGUCUUGGAGAGUGGAACGGUAGUGGAACAAGGACCACAUGAUUUUCUUCUGUCAAAGGGUGGGCGGUAUGCCGAACUGUGGUCACAGCAGAAUAACAGUGAAGCCGCUGAUUCUUCUGUCAGCUUAGAAGUUUGAUAAACCCAAUACGUUUCCCCUUUGCAAGGGGAAAUACACAGCCAUAUUAAAAUGAAAGCAGGUUUCUCCUUGUCUACCUUGUAAAUGGAGUGCUUAAGGUUUCAGAUAAAAAGAGAAAUUUACAGUUGAGGAGAAGAUUCUCCAUUUCAGAGCCGAGAGGCAAAAGUUUCCUUUGAGAAGUAUAUCUAGCAAUCCUGGCAUAUGUCCAUGCCAAUUUAACAUUUUUGUAGUACAUGGAAUAAUCCCAGUAAAUAUUAGUUGUUUCCGCUGGUUCAUGAUUGCAGGCAGCUCAGUGUAGGAACAUUUACAUGUUCAAUUGUUUCCAUUAUGGACCUUUGUAAAACUCGCGUAAAUCUGUAUGCUCAUGAAUGAUAAUCAUCGUGCUCACCUGGCCCGUGCAAUGGAAUCUCCUGUUAAAUUA